Molecule: messenger RNA, 870 nt
Organism: Rhagoletis zephyria (snowberry fruit fly)
Lineage: Eukaryota; Metazoa; Arthropoda; Insecta; Diptera; Tephritidae
Source: RefSeq, a predicted model, not a curated record
AUGGCAAUGGUUUCGCGGAAAGCAGCGAAUCUUCGCUGGAUGCCAUCUAUUCUCUCGGUUCGACUCAGUCAAACACAGGCAGCAGCUUCGGCAAAGCCAGCCACUGCUCCACCAGCGUCUACCGAGAAACCAAAGAAAAUCAAGAAGUUCUCUAUUUACCGAUGGGAUCCCGAAAAGCCCGGAAUGAAGCCGACGAUGCAAACUUACGACGUCGAUCUCAAUGCCUGUGGCCCUAUGAUUCUGGACGCGCUAAUUAAGAUUAAGAAUGAAAUGGAUCCAACGCUUACCUUCCGACGCUCUUGUCGGGAGGGAAUUUGCGGCAGCUGUGCGAUGAACAUCGAGGGCACCAACACUCUUGCCUGUAUUGCUAAAAUUUCCGACGUUGGAAGUACCACCAAGAUUCUUCCUCUGCCCCACAUGUACGUUGUCAAGGAUCUCGUACCGGACUUGACGCUGUUCUACGAGCAGUACCGCUCCAUUCAGCCGUACCUGCAGCGAAAGGACAACAAGCCACUGGGCUCUGAGCAGAACCUUCAGUCAAUCAAAGACCGUGAAACGCUUGAUGGCCUCUACGAGUGCAUCCUCUGCGCCUGCUGCAGCACCAGCUGCCCUUCAUACUGGUGGAACUCUGACAAGUACCUCGGUCCGGCGGCGCUGAUGCAGGCCUAUCGCUGGAUCAUCGACAGCCGAGACCAGGCCACUGCUGAGCGUCUCGACCAGCUAAAAGACCCCUUUAGCGUCUUUCGCUGUCACACCAUCAUGAACUGCACUCGCACCUGUCCGAAGCACCUGAAUCCAGGUCGAGCGAUUGGCGAGCUUAAAAAGCUCGCCUCUGGUGUGGCAUCAAAACCAGCGCCCGAUCUCGCCUAG